AGUUCUACUUAAAGGUGAAGGUCAAUGAGUAGUAAGGUACAGUUAACUUUGGCGUUAAUUAAGCCAUGUGCUUUUGCCCGACCAUUUAUUCAGAAUGAUAUACAGUGGACGUUGAUAAAAAAUGGGUUUUACAUAAUAAGGUCCAAGGUUGUCAAGCUGAGUAAAGAAUCAGUUUCGGAUUUUUACGAAGAACACAAGAAGCGAUUUUUUUACAAUAGGCUAAUUCAUCAUAUGUCGGCAGGACCUUUAUCUGCUUUAAUAUUAGCAAAAUAUGGUGGCAUAGCAGAGUGGAGAAGCCUUAUGGGACCAACAAAAGUUUUGAAAACAGUCCACGAACAACCAGAAAGUCUCCGAGGUUUAUAUGGCCUUAGCGACUCAAGAAAUGGUCUACACGGCUCCGAUUCGGAAGAAAGCGCAAAGAGAGACAUAGAAUUUUUCUACCCAGAAGUGGACUACAAUAAAUUGUUGAAACAAGUUGAUAAUUCUAUAAAGAACAAUCUAUUAUAUUAUGAUUGUCAAAAACGAAUUCCUGACGAUUUGAAAAGUUCUUCUAGCGAUAAUUCGCUAAGGAGAAAAUCAAGAAACAUUUCCGAAAAGAAAAGAAGAGAUCAGUUCAAUUUAUUAAUUAAUGAAUUAUGGCAAAUGGUUUCUUCGAACGGAGAGAAAAUGGAUAAAGUAUCUAUACUGAAAGCUGCUAUUGAUAGGAUCAAAGAACACGGUGACGAAUCGAAAACAUUAAAGGAUGAUCAAUUCAAUGAAGAAUUAAAGCCGUUCUUCUUCACUGAUGUCGAAUUCUCCCGAUUUAUGAUGGAAGCUCUGGACGCAAUAUUUUUGGUCCUCGAUAAAUCUGGAACUAUUCUUUACGUUUCCCGAACUAUUUUUGGAUUAUUAGGUUUUGCACAGAGUGAAAUUGAAAAUAAAUCGGUUUACGAUUAUAUCCAUCCCAGCGACUGCAAGAAAUUAUACGAUUUGCUAAAUCUGGAUGACAUUACACUGUACAAGGAGACAGAGAAGAAUCAGAAGAAUCAAUUAUGUGUAGAGCUACAUAUGAAGAGGAGAGAUAAUGACUACUUUAACGACAAACCCGUAUUCCAAUUGGUUAGGAUUAGCGGCCUAAUCAAGAAGCGCUUUAAGUCGGAACAAUUUGAUAUUCUGCCAAUAUCCAAUGCAUCCUUAGAUAAUAAAUUCGACUGUAUCAAGACGCCUUUAAAAUUCUCUAUAUGUGUCUAUGAAGCAUCUCGAGAUAAAUAUAUCUCAGCAUCCCUUAGAGGUACUGGAGUGUGGGAGAAACGUAUGAGCAAGCGUCUACUUAAAGCUUUGUCCUUCAAGAAGAAUUCGAUUUUAAUAGAUAUUGGAGCCAAUAUUGGAUAUUUUACAUUAUUGGCAGCUAAUUUUGGUCACAAUGUUAUUGCAGUGGAGCCAAAUCUAGAAAGUGCUAGGAGGUUAAGCGUCUCAGUUGCGUUAAACGGGUUCCACUCGAACGUGACCAUCGUUCGGAAUGCUCUAUUUGAUAGAAUAUGCAGGGCGGAAAUGACUAGAAACGAUGAUAAUCAAGGUGGAAUUUGGAUUAAGCGCUGUACCCCGAAAGGAGACGUAAGAACAACCUUCCUACAGCAUUUAUCCGCAAUUGUUAGUCCUUCUCAAGUUGGUGUCCUCAAAUUAGAUGUUGAGGGUUUUGAGUGCAGAGUCUUAGAAAGGUCAGAAGGAUUUUUGAAAACACCUUAUAUAUUCAUGGAAUGGAAUAAAAUGUUUAUCAAACGGAACCUUUACUCGACUCCUUGCACCGAAGUUCAAAUACAAGCAAUGGUUCAUACCCUCCUACAAAAAGGAUACGUUGCACAUGAUAUCGACAGCGGUAACCAAAAGUCGUAUCAGGAUCCGAUAAAUCCUUCUGAUAUUAACGAAGAGAGAUAUUUCAGCUGUAGUAUUCGGUUAUUAAACGCUACUACUCUAAGAGAAUUGGGAGUAGUAGAUGAAAAAAAUAACGAAUUUUCAACUAGAUAUAAUUUAGAAUGGAAGUUUUUAUACAUCGAUCAGAGGGCGCCCUUCCUCAUAGGUUACAUGCAUUUCGAGUUGCUUGGUACCAGUUGUUACCAGUACUGUCAUCCAGAUGAUAUAUUGAGUGUCUUCGAAGGACAUACUCAACUUCUAAAAGUUGGACAGCACGUAUCCAACUUUUAUAGAUUUUUAACCAAGGGACAACAAUGGAUUUGGAUACGUACUCACUACUUUAUUACGUACAAUCAAUGGAAUUCAAGACCUGAGUUUAUCUCUGGUACUCAUACUGUUUAUAGCGCAUCAAGCGUAAGACAACAAUAUCAACAGCUUCCUUCGUGCGCAUUUUCAGAAAAAUCAGAAUCGCAGAACUUAGAUCUUAACUACCCGAUGCGUGAUCAAGAGAAGCAUGUGUUUUCACUUUCCGAAGCUGCUCCAGUAAAUCAGCAAUGCACCUAUCAGCAAAACAUCGAAACAUUCAAAUUCGACGAAAUUCCGCGCACCUCGAAAGCUUAUAUAGACUCAACAACUAGUGAUGGAAGGGUGGACUACUAUUUAAGGAAUCAUCCCAAUAGGAAACCGUCUGUAUUCCCAGUAACUUUCCAACAGAGAUAUUCACCGUCGCAAAGUUAA
Dimorphilus gyrociliatus is the source of this 2628-nucleotide messenger RNA. The record is from the annotation of a GenBank genome assembly. NCBI's taxonomy places the organism in Eukaryota, Metazoa, Annelida, Polychaeta, Dinophilidae.